Molecule: messenger RNA, 867 nt
Organism: Indicator indicator
Lineage: Eukaryota; Metazoa; Chordata; Aves; Piciformes; Indicatoridae
Gene: LRRC3
Product: leucine rich repeat containing 3
Exons: 1
Coding region: 1-867 (288 amino acids)
Cellular component (GO): plasma membrane
Molecular function (GO): protein binding
Source: RefSeq, a predicted model, not a curated record
AUGGGAGAGGCUUUGCAGGAGCACAGAGAAGCCUCCCUGCUGCCCAGGACCUGCUGCAGCCACCAGGGAAUCCCCAGCAGCCACGCUGAGUUGGCUGGGUGCAAGAAGACCCUCACCACCACCAUGCCGGCAGCCAGCGUCGCCCAGGCUUUCUUUUGCCUCCUGCUGUGCGUCCCCUGGGGCAGCUCCUGCCCCCCCAGCUGCCAAUGCACAGAGCGGGCAGGGGCCAAGGCUGUCGUCUGCAGCUCCCGGCACUUGGAGGAGAUUCCCAAGGACAUCCCCAAGGACGCAGUGUUCCUCAAGCUGGACGCUAACAGCAUCACCAGGAUCCCCAGUGAUGCCUUCAAGCACCUCUCCCACCUGGAAGAACUCGAUCUCUCCAGGAAUGCCAUCGAGAAGAUCGACCAGGCAGCUUUCAAAGGGGUAGCUGCUGGGCUGCGUACCCUCGACCUCUCUGGCAACCGCAUCCGCAGCAUUCCCAAGGAGGCCUUGCUGGCACUCAACGCCAAGCUGCGGCUAGCCAACAACCCCUGGCACUGCGAGUGCGCCCUGCAGGAGGUGUUGUGGGAGGCACGGCUGGACCCUGACUCUGUGCAGGACAUCACCUGCCACACGGCCCCGCGCCAGGAGUACGUGGGCAAGUCGCUGCUGCAGGUGCUGGACGCCGGUGUCAACUUCUGCAGCGUGCAUCGGAGGACCACGGACGUGGCCAUGUUCAUCGCCAUGUUCGGCUGGUUCGCCAUGGUCAUCGUUUACGUGGUCUGCUACGUCCGCCACAACCGGGAGGACACCUGCAAGCACCUGGAGUACCUGAAGCCGCUGCCAAGCGCCCAGGGCCAUGCAGAGACCACCAGCACUGCUCUGUAG